CUGCAGUCCAGGUAGGCACCAAGCGGCGGUAAAUACCGCCUCAUUCUGCCCUCAAGGGUCCUCUCAACACCAUGAACCUACCUAUAUCUUCAGCUGUUCCUCCAAUAUGAUUGGAACUUCGACUCCCGAGUAUGUGUUCAUCCGCGCCAGCAUCGCCGGGCUACGCGCCAUUACCCCUCUCAGCGUCCUAUACUGCGGCUUCUGCAUUGUGCGCCCUCCUCGAUCCAUAGUUGGAAAAGUACUAGUGGCUUGGGCGGCUAUAGAGACGGCCUUCUACUUCCUCGUAUACCUACCGCGGAAACACAUUCUUCAAAAAGCAGCCGACCAUCCUGAGCCUCUGGACCCUGAGCACCGCAAAGUGCUGUUUCAGCGAUGCUUCUCUACGAUACCUGAUGCGGAACUGUACCUUUCGAAAUGGUUCCUCGGCAGCCCGCUUGAGGACAUCAAACGCGAAAAUAUCAAAGACUUCUUCCGCUGGGCCUUUCUGAACACUGCCGACUACGAUCCGGCCGACGAUGAGGAGCUCGAGACGUAUAUAACAGGAGUAGAGAACCUCCUCGGACGCAAGAUCGAGCCAGGAAGAGGGCCAGCGAAAUGUCUGCGGUUGACGAUUGACGAGGUGGAUAUGAUGCACCGGAGUUUCUUGUGGUACUGCAUCGUUGGCCUAGUCGAUGGAGCUACCGCAGUGCAUUUCAAAUUCCGGGGAUUCAGCCUCUACCGCACGUCUCUCCGCCGCUUCUUCGACGUAUUCCCCCUCCGUCCCUUCACCCUCCUCUGCACUCACCACUCCCCCGCCGAGCAUACCUCAUACUGGUACCGCCCGCAUACCUCCAAGACCAAACUCCCUGUGCUCUUCAUCCACGGCAUCGGCAUCGGACUAUACCCGUACGUGCAAUUCGUUGCUGAGAUCAACCAGUCCGACGAUUACGACUCGUCAGAUGGCGAUGUCGGGAUAAUUGCCGUGGAAAUCAUGCCUAUAUGCAUGCGGAUCACGCCCGCAGCUCUAGCGAAGGAGGCCAUGUGCAUGGAAAUUAACAGCAUUCUCGAAAAGCAUGGUUGGAACAAGUUUGUUCUAGUAUCACACUCCUACGGCACCGUCAUUUCAACCCACCUCCUCCAAAACCCAAUUGUCGCGCCCAAAAUUGGCCCAAUUCUCCUCAUCGACCCUGUCACUUUUCUCCUCCAUCUGCCGGACGUGGCCUACAACUUCACCGCCCGCAAACCCAGCACCGCCAACGAGCACCAACUCUACUACCUCGCGUCUAAAGACAUGGGCGUCGCGCACACCCUCUCGCGUCACUUCUUCUGGAACGAAAACAUCCUCUGGCUCGAGGACAUCGUAGACCACAAUGUCACCGUGUCUCUAAGUGGCCGCGAUCUGAUCGUCAAUACUGAGGCUGUGGGGCGGUACCUCGUUGGUGCGUCGUCUGAUGGUAGUGCGAGCGGUUGGAGUGAUGAUGAUGGGGGGUGGAAGCAGGAGCCGUGGAUUGGGGAGGGCUUAGAUGUACUGUGGUGGCCACAGGCGGAUCAUGCGCAGGUGUUUGAUAUGGUGCGGGCGAGGAAGAAAUUGGUGAAGGUUGUUAAGAAGUAUGUGAGGAAUGGGAAGGGAUCGAAUGGGACUGCAUACGGGUCUAUUCAAGGCUGAACUUGGUUUCUGUCUCGGCGUUGGGAUAGAUGAGAGGUGACGAACAUACCCGUAAGGUAUAGAGCAGAGAGGUUGUGCGGUGAGAUGAAGUCACGAGCCAGGCUUUUUCAAGAGGACCGCGCUCCUCAAUGCAAUUCCAAUUCCAAUCCCAAUUUCAGCUUCAAUCCGAUGCCGUCAUCGAUC
Mytilinidion resinicola is the source of this 1828-nucleotide messenger RNA. RefSeq lists its product as uncharacterized. The coding region runs from base 107 to 1645 and encodes 512 amino acids. The transcript has 4 exons. The record is from RefSeq and is a predicted model, not a curated record. Lineage: Eukaryota; Fungi; Ascomycota; Dothideomycetes; Mytilinidiales; Mytilinidiaceae.